Molecule: messenger RNA, 2042 nt
Organism: Daldinia loculata
Lineage: Eukaryota; Fungi; Ascomycota; Sordariomycetes; Xylariales; Hypoxylaceae
Exons: 1
Coding region: 444-1901 (485 amino acids)
Source: RefSeq, a predicted model, not a curated record
AUCCGGGUUUGCUCGGAGUCGCCACAGGGACGGUUGACGCGUCAGGGACCUCGGGAGUUGCUUGGAAAAUAACUUAAGACCACUCCGGUAUUUUCGAAUUACAGCUGUCAUCUUAGUCCGGAGCCUCGACCAUCGUCUGUCAUACCCGAAUAUCCACCAUCAAAUACAUAUCGGUCUCACAGAUUUCCAGCUUGCUCGAUAUACAGACCCACGCGCUUCGCCACUAUUGUGUGAUUCUCCGAUGAAAACCUAGUCGUGCUGCCUCAAUUCUCGGCAGCCUGCAUUGUCGAUCGACUUCACUCUCAGCUGCUGUCUCACUCUUGUCACUCUUGGUUCAACAUCGGAUAACGGGACGAGUAUAUUCACGUGGGCCCUCGCCGAAUCCAAGACGCCAUCAUUAUCACACCACGAUUGCAACCACGUUUGCUUCAGCAACAGGAAUCAUGAGUGGUCUAAUACCGUUGCUACUACCAACUUCCGCGGCGUAUAAAUCAACCAUUGGCUCUACUACAGAGAUAAACCGAAGAGCUUCACUGGCUCCGUCUUCAUUUCCAUCUCCACCAUCAUCUCCACCAUCAUCCCUAAUUCAUCGCCGGCAACAGUCUUUACCAUCCAUUAGGACAGCAAGACGAGGUUCUCUUAUUCAAUCACCCACCUUAUCCAUUAUUCCAUCCACCCCAUCGGAGUGGAAGAAUGCUAUAGAUGAGGUCAAGCGAAAGUAUCUUAACCACAAGUACCGAGCAUGCUCAGCAAGAUGCUGCGAGAUUAUAGAUAACCUCAAAGACACAUCCGAUGUGGAGCCUCUUUACUUAAUUUACUUACACUUCUAUGCCGCCUCCUCUUUCGAGCUUUGCGCCAGGCCACUAUCGUACUCAUCCACUUACCGCACCAGGUUACUUAGCGAUGCCGAGAUCCACUAUGGUAAGGCCGAGGCGUUGAUCCAGAACGCGGAGGAAAACAUAACUCGAAAGACAAGAUCUACGUCGUCAUGCUCCACUGCUUCUAGCCUACACUCCCCAGAAUUGUCGCCUAGUGUACGAUCAUCAGUCUCAAGCACGACAUUUUCAUCACCUAGGUCAUCGGUAUGUUCAACAGGAGACGAGGCCGUGAUAAAGCCAAGUCCGAAAUCAGGGGUCAAGGCUAAGAAGAAGGUCUCUUUUUCCGGACUAACCGAUCUUAUCGAGUUCCAACCUGAACCAUAUAUUCGCCCAGACAGCCCUACCUUGGGAUGGGAGGAUGACAUCUUUCCUCACCACUCGGAUAGCUCUCUUCCCCUAUUCUCAGCAAACAAGUUGAAGUCGGCACCUUUGUCGAAAUCCGAGCCUAAAGAACCAGAACCGCCUUUCGAACCACAACCUACAAUACCAGAGCGCUCCGUACCUCGUGAUUCCCAGUCUGUAGAGGAGUUAAGCAUCGCAGACGACAAAUUCGAUCUCGACGCAUUCUUGCAGACACGUUCAAUGAAUAGGAUGUGUGCACAGCUUUCGGCCUUGCGUUCGCAAAUCUCCUGGCAUCGCGACGGAGUUCAGGCUUUGCUCGCUGGACCUAAUGAUACAUCGGAGGUACCUGCGCCAGCACUACCAGAAGAUGUUUCCCCUAUACCUUCGUCGCCCCUUGGUGGGAUGCGACUACCUCGUGCGAAUACUCUGCCCGUUGAGGCUGGAUCAGAUUCGCUACCAUGGACAACCUCUGGUCAACGAGACCGCUUCACCGACUCACCCGGCCCAGACAGUCCCAGAGCGAUCAUCCGACCGGCAUCUGCAGCCUCAACUAUUCGCUGUACCGACGAAGCUCUAAAGCAACGCAUAGAGCGCCUGCGCGCCAACGGCUGGCAGAGGAAGCGAUUCGAUAGCAGACGAUACGAAGCCCUGCGAGAACAGGCCCUUGGUGAACUUGCAUAGGAUGCUCUUCGCACCAAGCACCUUAUCCGACAGCGCAAAUCUUGGCUUAAAAACCGAAUAGUCAUUGCCAGCUUCACAUGUGCUUGACCAUAGCCACUUAGCUCAGACACCGAACUCUUUACCCACCCGUGUAUUAGAAAG